GGGCUGCCCCUGCUUCUGGGACCACCAUUGGGUGUCUCAGCCUGAAGGAUGACAAGGAUCUGAAGUUCCUCCUGAAAGGCAGCCAGCUGCUAAAAGUGAAGUCAAGCUCUUGGAGAAAGGAGCGUUUUUAUAAGCUCCAGGAAGACUGCAAAACCAUAUGGCAGGAAUCAAAGAAGAUGCUGAGGUCUCCAGAGUCACAGAUCUUCUCCAUCGAAGAUAUUCGGGAUGUGAGGUCAGGCCAUAAAACAGAAGGGAUGGAAAAAUACGCCAAGGAUGUCCCGGAGUAUCGCUGCUUUUCCAUCAUUUUCAAAGACCAGAGGAAAAACCUGGACCUCAUUGCCAGCUCAGAGGACGAUGCCAACCACUGGAUCUCCGGCCUCGCCAAGAUCAUCGCCCACAGCAACUCCAUGAACCAGAAGCAGAAACUCCAACACUGGAUUCAUACCUGCCUGCGGAAAGCUGAUAAAAACAAAGACAACAAGAUGAGCUUGAAAGAGCUCAAGAACUUCCUGAAAGAAGUGAACAUUGAAGUCGAUGACUAUCAUGCCAAGAAGAUUUUCCAGCACUGUGACAAGUCCAAAACAGAGGCUCUGGAGGAUGAUGAGAUAGAGGAAUUUUACAAGAUACUGACAGAGAGGAAGGAAAUAGACAAGAUCUUCCAAAAGUACUCAGAUGCAGAAGGUUUCAUGUCCUGCCAGAACCUCGUGAGGUUCCUCUAUGAGACACAGCAAGAAGAAGAUGCUGUUGUUGCUGCCCCUGCCUUAAUUCAGAGAUAUGAGCCCAAUGAAAGAGCCAAGAGGGGAAAUGCCAUGACCAAAGAUGGUUUCCUGAUGUACCUGCUGUCUGAUGAUGGGAACAUAUUCAACCCCUCCCACCGUAAAGUUUACCAGGACAUGACUCAACCUCUCAGUCACUACUUGGUGUCAUCCUCACACAACACCUAUCUUAUGGAAGACCAGCUCACAGGUCCAAGCAGCACAGAAGCCUACAUCAGAGCCCUCACCAAAGGCUGCCGCUGCGUGGAACUGGAUUGCUGGGAUGGCCCCAACUCGGAGCCCGUCAUCUAUCAUGGCUACACUCUCACCUCCAAGAUCCUCUUCAGUGAUGCCAUUAAGGCCAUCAAGAACUAUGCUUUCCAAACCUCACCAUACCCUGUCAUCAUCUCCCUGGAGAACCACUGCAGUGUCGACCAGCAGAAGGUCAUGGCUCAGCACAUGACCACCAUCCUACAGGACAUGCUCUUGGUUGCCCCAGUUGAUGGAAACAAAUCCCAGUUCCCCUCCCCAGAGCAAUUGAAAGGGAAGAUCCUUGUGAAAGGCAAGAAGCUGAGCAGGCAGGAGGACCCCACUAAUGGGAACAACAACCUGGAGGCUGAGGAUGUCUCUGAUGAAGAUGAAGCAGCUGAAAUCGAAGAUGAAUCUGUAAAGACUGAGAUUCAGCAAAAGGGGAAGAGUGACACCUUGAAGCUGGCCAAGGAGCUGUCAGACACAGUUGUCUACUGCAAGAGUGUCCAUUUUGGUGGCUUUGAGGACCCCAAUCACCCUCGGGCUUUCUACGAGAUGUCGUCGUUCACGGAGAGCAAAGCUCUGAAACUAGCCCAGGAGUCAGCCACCAAUUUUAUUCAUCACAACAUCAGGCACCUGAGCCGGAUCUACCCUGCAGGCUGGAGGACAGAUUCUUCCAACUACAACCCCAUCGACUUGUGGAACGUCGGCUGCCAGAUUGUUGCCCUAAAUUUCCAGACAGCAGGCACAGAAAUGGAUGUCUACCAGGGUCGGUUCCAGGACAAUGGGUUUUCUGGGUAUGUCUUAAAGCCGGAAUUCCUCCGGGAUGAGCAAACCAAAUUCAAUCCAAAAUCCAUCACAGAAGGAACAUGGGGGACAAAGAAGAAGCUUCUGCUUAAAAUCAUCUCUGGUCAGCAGCUGCCCAAGGUGAACAAAAGCAAAAACUCCAUUGUUGAUCCUAAGGUAACGAUAGAGAUCCAUGGUGUCCAGCAGGAUAACAACAAGAAGCAGACCAAAGUCAUUGAGAACAAUGGCUUUAACCCGAAGUGGGACGAAGAGUUUACAUUUGACAUAGAGAUCCCUGCACUGGCCCUGGUCCGGUUUGUGGUGGAAGACUUUGAUAUGUCAACCAAAAACGACUUCAUUGGGCAGUACACCCUUCCCUUCACCAGCCUGAAGCAAGGUUACCGCCACAUCCACCUGCUGACCAAGAACGGAGACCCCUACUCCUCCUCCACCCUCUUUGUGUACGUCAGUAUCCAGGACUGUGAUUAG
This is a messenger RNA of Chaetura pelagica (chimney swift), 2279 nucleotides long. It is a transcript of the gene PLCD1, whose product is annotated as phospholipase C, delta 1. The transcript has 15 exons. Gene Ontology annotation, molecular function: phosphatidylinositol-4,5-bisphosphate phospholipase C activity; calcium ion binding. The record is from RefSeq and is a predicted model, not a curated record. Gene Ontology annotation, biological process: phosphatidylinositol-mediated signaling; lipid metabolic process. The annotation marks the transcript as partial. NCBI's taxonomy places the organism in Eukaryota, Metazoa, Chordata, Aves, Apodiformes, Apodidae.